Molecule: messenger RNA, 1891 nt
Organism: Oncorhynchus masou masou (cherry salmon)
Lineage: Eukaryota; Metazoa; Chordata; Actinopteri; Salmoniformes; Salmonidae
Product: cyclic AMP-responsive element-binding protein 3-like protein 3-B
Exons: 10
Coding region: 153-1463 (436 amino acids)
Biological process (GO): regulation of transcription by RNA polymerase II
Cellular component (GO): nucleus
Molecular function (GO): RNA polymerase II cis-regulatory region sequence-specific DNA binding; DNA-binding transcription factor activity, RNA polymerase II-specific
Source: RefSeq, a predicted model, not a curated record
UUUAAACCUUGGACCUCAGAACACGAGCAGUGAGAUACAGUAGAGACACACGGUCAUCUGGAACAGAGCUCCUUCACAACAAAGGAAACUGACCAUUUUACUGGAUUUAUCUUGUUUUGGGGAGUUCCUCCCUGUUCCACCCUAGUUCUGAAAUGAUGGACCACUACUCAGACCAGGGUUGCGACGGGAUUGAGCUGCUUGAUUUGCUGUUUGAUCAGAACGAUGGCAUCCUCCGUCACGAGGAGAUAGGACACCAUGGGAACCAUGCCUGGCCUAUUCACAAGCCAAACAUGCUGCGUCCAACAAAGCUCCAGGGCGAGGACUUCUUGAACACCCUCCUGAGUGUCAGUGACUCGGUUUCGGGGUCACCCCUAUGGUCUCCCUCUCCCAGUGACAGUGGAAUCAGUGAGGACCCCCACUCUGAUCAGAUGGACAGCCCCAAGCGCCCUGAGAGUCCUCCCACAGAGCCCCAUUUCCUCCCCCCUCAGCCACACACCAGGGCUGCCCUGGACACCGACUUCUCCAUUAAUAUCAAUGGCUGGGACUCAGGCUUCUACCCAGGAAGGACUGGUGGGACAAAGUGUUCCUCUGAUGUACACAAAACCCAGCUGACCUCUAGCUUUCCCCUCACUGUCAAGGAGCUACUGCUCUCUGGUACAUCUGAGCCGCCCCCACAGCAGUCCCAGCAGUCCUUCCAAGAGUUGAUUCUCAAUGAGGACGAGAAAAAGCUGCUGGCCAAGGAGGGGGUGACUCUGCCUAGCCAACUACCCCUCACCAAGUAUGAGGAGAGGAUUCUGAAGAAAAUUCGCAGAAAGAUCCGGAACAAGCAGUCGGCCCAAGAGAGCAGGAAGAAGAAAAAGGAAUAUAUUGAUGGUCUGGAGAGCAGGAUGACUGCCUGCAACACACACAACCAGGAGCUGCAGAGGAAGGUGUUCCAGUUGGAGAAAUGCAACACGUCUCUGAUGGAGCAGCUGCGUAGGAUGCAGACUCUGGUAAUGAAUGGCUCCAAAAAGGCUGCCCAGGCUGGGACCUGUGUUCUGGUGCUGCUCCUGUCCUUCUCCCUCAUCCUCUUCCCAAACCUGAAACCUUUCUCUGAGCCCAAGGUCAGCCAAGGAGGGGACUUCAGCCCAGUGAGAGUACAGUCACGAUCCCUGCACAACCUCCAGUCUUCCAGAGUGCUGCAUGUUAUUGACCAGCCGUAUCAUACUGCAGACGACGAGCCCAAGUCUCCGCACCACCAUUUCCCAGGAGACCAGGGGGUAAAUGAGAUGACCUCUCUGCUGGGUAAGCUGGGCACCGGUGACGGCAGCCAGGGGCUGUCCAAUCUCGACCCCAUGUCUCCCAACAAUAGCCUGGAUGAGCAAGACCAUUUCCACGGGGACCCCAUUACCGGCCACAUAGCUACAGUGACCUUGAAUCCACACCGCAGAGCCACACUACGCCCACAUGCUGAUGACAUGUGAUUGGAUAGAGUUUUCCCAGCAGGAUUCUUCUGCUCUGCUCCCAUCUCCACACAAUUCACAUGAUGAAAUAUAGAGUAGCACACACCUAAGCCUCUUUUUUACACUGUUAGGGUAAUAAGAAAUAAAUCAUUCCUGCUUUUGCCUCUUAUAUUUUAUGUAUAUGCUUUUUUCUUGUUUGUUAUACUGUUUUGUAUUGUUUUCAAGAUGAAUUGAUGCAUCUCUUGCCCCUCCAUGACUGUUUUAACAUUGACAGUGUAGAUUUGUGUAUUUUGAGAAAGGUAAUAAUUAUUGUUUUUCAUAACUGUGAUGGUGUGUACAAUUUUGAGCUUUACAAACCAUUUUGAGAUUCAUUUUGCAUGUACACUACGAAGCAAUAACUUUAUUGACAAUCUUGCUACAAAUUAAUAAAACUGUCUCAAACUUUAGAA